AUGUCAAUCGCGGUUCCAGGCCAGAUACGUGGUCUGGUCAAGUUGCACGAGCUGACAGGCAACAACUUGGCCUGGAAGCAAUUGUUCACAGAGGCCAUCGAGUUGGCAAAGGAGGGCUUCCUGGUCAGCCAACGGAUGAUCGACGACUUGGAGCUGUACAGAAAUGACAUCGAAAGGGACCGACGGCUCAGGGUGCUUUUCAAGCUCGAUCAGCUGAAGGUGGGCGCGGCGUUCAAGCAGAUCGAGAUGGCGAAGACCCUUACGAAGCUUGCGUCAGCCGCCCGAAAGGACUACUUCUACCAGAAGGAGUUCGCCACGGAAUGGCACAAGGAGCUCGCCGCCAUUGGAUCCCUGAUCAAGCUGCCGGACAUAUUGAACUACGAGGCCAGGAGGCUACCCACGCUUAACAUCACGCUAGACGACGACCUCAUGCUGGUCACGGCUCCUCCGCCCACCACCGGAGCCAUCACGGCAGCAAUCUGCGGGAUCGUGAAGCAGAAGUACUCCAACCACCCGACCAUCGACGACGCGUCCUUCUACCAUGUGCUCGCCGAGGCGUUCAAGUUCGGCUUCGGCCGGCGCUCUCUGUUCGGGGACUACAACUUCACUGACCCCGAGAAACUCGCUACGAUGACGGACCCGGACUACUUGAAAGAGCUGGCCGAUAGAAUUGUCGAAGACGGUUCCCUGCCUUCGUACUCCGAAUACUACCUCGAACAUGACAGAGCGCCGCCGGAAAAGCACUACGCGAUCAAAAGUGCUAGCGGAGGUGCCGUGCCCAUUAUCAUCUGGGCGCCCAACGGAGACGUCGUCGCGCUGGUAACCUCCUUGAACUCCGUACUCGGGUCACAGAUCAUAUCCGAGAAGCUGGGCAUCAUCUACAACAACCUGAUGAACGACUUCGACCUGGCACAGCAUACCAACGUGUGGGGCUUUCCAGGAUCGCUUUCGUCGAACAUCCUGGCACCCAGCCACAGACCCGUCAGUUCGCUGGCGCCCGCGUUUGUCUUCCACAAGGGGGAGCUGGUGGCCGUCGCGGCCGGUGUCGGCGGCGGCUUCGCCAUCACUGGCGUAGCACAGGUCUGA
Molecule: messenger RNA, 1086 nt
Organism: Dermacentor silvarum
Lineage: Eukaryota; Metazoa; Arthropoda; Arachnida; Ixodida; Ixodidae
Product: glutathione hydrolase 1 proenzyme-like
Exons: 6
Coding region: 1-1086 (361 amino acids)
Biological process (GO): glutathione catabolic process
Cellular component (GO): plasma membrane
Molecular function (GO): glutathione gamma-glutamate hydrolase
Source: RefSeq, a predicted model, not a curated record